AUGAAUUACAACGAUCCCAAAAUGCAGAUCAAUCUGCGAAUAAUAGCCUGCUGUGUUCUUCUAUUCUUCGUUCAUGUCAAAGCACAACUUUCAGAUGAAGAAUGUGCUGCUUAUCACGACAUGGUUACGCAAGCUGACUAUGAGACCUUCGUCGACGACUGUGCCGGCAAAGAGGUUCUCGGCUUCGAUCGCGGUGUCUCCGAUGACUUCCAUGCCAGCUUCUUGAACGAGCAUAUGUUCAAUAAGGUAUUUGCGAAUGCUCGUCGGGUUUCGUUCCAUAUCUACGUGCAGAACACGGAUUUCAAAGAAGUGAGAAUGUCCAAAUUGGAAUAUCUGAACGGAGGUCUCACGAUCCGUAACAACGUCAAUUUGAAAUCGUUCCGGAUUCAAAGACGAUGGCAAUUCGAGCGUACGCAAGCGGGACCAACCACGGUUACAGUAGAUGGUAAUCCGAUGUUGGACUCCGACAGUAUGAGCGAUCUACGUCACCUCUGCCCGCACUGUGACAUUUUCCCCUGGACAAAGUGCAGUGCUUUGGAUCCGGUCGAGUUCAGCAACUAUGACAAACUCAUACAACAGUGCGCAGGAGAAAAGAUUAUCAAAGUCAAACCAAUGACUUCGAUGACUUUGCACCUCAACAAGAUCACAGAACGACAGUUCAAAGUGCUGUUCUCACAGGCAACCCAUGUACAGAUGGGUAUCUCCAUGCAAGACGUUCAGUGGACGCAGUUGACUUUCCCAAAACUUGUGCGACAUAUUCCCUGUGGUCCAGGUGAACGCACUUUGAGGGUAGUGCACAAUGACAAAUUGAAGUGGAUCAGCUUACCUAUGUACCAUUCCGAGGGUUUUGGUAGAUUGAACGCUAUGUGGAACGUUGAGGUACGGAACAAUAUACUCGUGACCGGACAAGUGCUCAAUCCACUCGCAACACUAUGUCGCUUCUGCAAAGUGCAAGUAUACAAAGAGUGCGACUCGAUUACGGUGCAGCAAGCUAGGAAUGUUACAAAGUUUGUUGAGCUGUGCGGUGGUAAAAGGAUCUGGAAGCCUAGCGGAAAUCAAAUCAUCGAGAUCGACAUCUCCGUCUUAAAGCAAGAAUUUAUCGACGAGCUAUUCCAAGAUGUUACCUACAUUAAAAUGUGCAUCACUCUACGAAAUUCACAAAUCAAAUACCUCCGCAUGCCUAACUUGGUCGAAAUGUAUCCAUGCAAACCAGGUCGACCGGCAUUCAUAAUCGAGAACAAUCCGUACCUGGAAGUAGUUCAAGUGUCAACCACUUUCAAAUGGGACAUUAGUGACCACUCAUUCCGAAUUGUCUACAACCCUGCACUUACACACUAUCCUCCUGUUGAACGCUGCAAGUAUUGCGAAUUCGCGCCGAUCACAAAGCGCUGUGCCCUAGAAAUUCGAAGGUACGGUGAUGUAGAGCUGGUCCAAACAUGUGCUGGAGCCGAAUAUAUCGCGCCCAGAGAAGGAUUCUACCUGACUGUUUCUUCAUCGAAGGUGACACAGGAGCAGAUGAACGCCCUCUGCGCCAAUGCUGUGUACAUGGAGAUCUGCAUAUCCAUUGUGGAUUCGGACUACACGGCAUUACGGUGCCCUCGAUUGAAAGAAAUUCGACCCUGUCUCCCAGGACGGCCAGCCUUAACAAUUGUAAACAAUCUAGUGUUCCAAGAAUUGAUAAUUGUGGACACUAUUAUCUUCCCUGAGAACGACCUUAUUUUCAAAAUCACGGAAAAUCCAAAUCUACCGAUACCAGUCGUCAAUAAGCUGAAACAUAUGUGUGAACGCUGCGAAAUUUCGGCCAAUUUAGAGUGUGGCUUGCAAGGCAGGACCUACACAGAGCAACAACUGGCUGCUGCUUGUGCGGGAAAGAAAAUCAUCCGCCCUGCCGAAGGAUCCAUUAUUGUGUUCAGUUCGCCUAAGGUUACCGAAGCACAAAUGAAUGCAAUUUGCUCGCAAGCCGUCUUCAUGGAAGUCUGUAUCGAUAUCAUCAAUUCGCAGUACACAUCACUACGAUGCCCGCACCUGAAGGAGUUGAAGCCUUGUCAGCCAGAAUGCGACUCGAUUACGGUGCAGGAUGCUAGAAAUGUUACAAAGUUUGUUGAGCUGUGCGGUGGUAAAAGGAUCUGGAAGCCUAGCGGAAAUCAAAUCAUCGAGAUCGACAUUUCCGUCUUAAAGCAAGAAUUUGUGGACGAGCUGUUCCAAGAUGUUACCUACAUUAAAAUGUGCAUUACUCUACGGAAUUCACAAAUUAAAUACCUCCGCAUGCCUAACUUGGUCGAAAUGUAUCCAUGCAAACCAGGUCGACUGGCAUUCACAAUUGAAAACAAUCCGUACCUGGAAGUAAUUCAAGUGUCAACCACUUUCAAAUGGGAGAUUUGUGACCACUCAUUCCACAUUGUCUACAACCCUGGACUUACACAAUAUCCUCCUGUCGAAAAGUGCAAGUAUUGCGUACUCAAACCAAUUAUGAGUAGGUUUAUACUUCCACCGUUGAAAAUCAGUGAAAAUGAAACGGAACUGACUGAGUCACGGGCCAAUUCGAAGUCACUAGUCAGUACUAUCCCUGAGACAGUCGUGUACCCGCCGAAAGAACGACGACCAGCCCUAACAAUUGUGAACAAUCUAGUGUUCCAAGAAUUGAUAAUUGCGGACACUAUUAUCUUCCCUGAGAACGACCUUAUUUUCAAAAUCACAGAAAAUCCAAAUCUACCGAUACCAGUCGUCAAUAAGCUGAAACAUAUGUGUGAACGCUGCGAAAUUUCGGCCAAUUUAGAGUGUGGCUUGCAAGGCGGUACCUACACAGAGCAACAACUGGCUGCUGCUUGUGCGGGAAAGAAAAUCAUUCGCCCUGCCGAAGGGUCCAUAAUCGUGUUCAGUUCGCCUAAGGUUACCGAAGCACAAAUGAAUGCAAUUUGCUCGCAAGCCGUCUUCAUGGAAGUCUGUAUCGAUAUCAUCAAUUCGCAGUACACAUCACUACGAUGCCCGCACCUGAAGGAGUUGAAGCCUUGUCAGCCAGGACGGCCAGCUAUUCGCAUUAUUAACAACCUCCAACUUAAAAUAGUCGAAUUCAAUACGUUCAUAUUCCCAACUGGAGUAACGAUCAUAGAAAUCAACGGUAAUCCACUCUUGCCAAUGACGGCCAUCAACCCACUAAAGAGAAUCUGUCCAGGCUGCAAAAUCAACGAUGAUAGCCAGUGCCAACUGGAAGCCAGGCUAUACAGCGGCAAUGAAGUGGUUCGAGUAUGUGCCGGGAAAGAAGUAAUCAAAGGACGACAAGGAUUCCCUCUAAGGGUCUCAUCCAAGGAUGUGACCGAAAAACAGAUGAACGCUUUGUGCGCGAAUGCGGUCUACAUGGAGAUCUGUAUAACGAUCAUGAAUUCAAACUUCAAGAGUUUGCGAUGUCCUCGACUGCAUGAAAUCAGACCUUGCCAACCAGGACAACCGGCGAUAAAAAUUGUUGAUAACAUCCAGUUCCAAGAAUUGGUAAUUACGGACACAAUUAUCUUCCCUCAGACCGAACUUAUCUUCGAAAUCACAGAAAAUCCAAAUCUACCUAUAACAGUCGUCAAUAAGCUGAAACAUCAGUGCGAACGCUGCCAGAUAACAGCCGACUUAGACUGUGGCCUGCAAGGCCGCUACACAAGCCAACAACUGAUCGCUGCUUGUGCGGGAAAGAAAAUCAUCCGCCCAGGUGAGGGGCGCAUGAUGGUGUUCGGAUCGGCCGGGGUUACUGAACGACAAAUGAAUGCAAUUUGCUCGCAAGCCAUCUACAUGGAAGUCUGUAUUGAUGUUAUCAAAUCGCAGUACACAGCACUGCGAUGCCCGUAUCUCAGAGAGUUGAAGCCUUGUCAUCCAGGACAACCAGCUCUAGUCAUUGAAGACAACUUACUGUUCCAAGAACUGGUGAUUAUGGACACUAUUAUCUUCCCUGAAAACGAUCUUAUCUUCCAAAUCACAGGAAAUCCAAAUCUACCUAUAACAGUCAUAAAUAAGCUGAAACAUAAGUGCGAACAUUGCCUGAUAACAGCAAACUUAGACUGUGGCCUGCAAGGCCGCUACACAAGUCAACAACUGAUCGCUGCUUGUGCGGGAAAGAAAAUCAUCCGCCCAUCUGAAGGACACAUCAUCCAGUUCCAUUCAUCCCAGGUUACUGAAGCACAAAUGAAUGCGAUUUGCUCGCAAGCCAUCUUCAUGGAGGUCUGUAUCGAUAUCUUCAAGUCGCAGUACAAAGCAUUCCGAUGCCCGUAUCUGAAGGAGUUGAAGUCUUGUCAACCAGGACGGCCAGCUAUUCGCAUUGUUGACAAUCUCCUACUUCAAGUACUCGAAAUUCGCACGCCAUUCAUAUUCCUACCAAGUCCAUUUAUCAUAGAAAUCACCGGUAAUCCGCUACUGUCAAGUACGGCUCUCACUCCACUCAAGCAACUCUGCCCAGGCUGCAAAAUCGAC
Ostertagia ostertagi is the source of this 4449-nucleotide messenger RNA. The record is from the annotation of a GenBank genome assembly. NCBI's taxonomy places the organism in Eukaryota, Metazoa, Nematoda, Chromadorea, Rhabditida, Trichostrongylidae.